Oryzias melastigma (Indian medaka) is the source of this 2297-nucleotide messenger RNA. It is a transcript of the gene cers5, whose product is annotated as ceramide synthase 5. The transcript is spliced from 11 exons. The record is from RefSeq and is a predicted model, not a curated record. Gene Ontology annotation, cellular component: membrane. The coding region runs from base 388 to 1605 and encodes 405 amino acids. Gene Ontology annotation, molecular function: sphingosine N-acyltransferase activity; DNA binding. Gene Ontology annotation, biological process: ceramide biosynthetic process. NCBI's taxonomy places the organism in Eukaryota, Metazoa, Chordata, Actinopteri, Beloniformes, Adrianichthyidae.
UUUAAGCAUUAGUUUACAACUUUAUUCUUAUAAACUGUUAAUUUUUUUCUUACAGUUGUACGACUUUAUUCAUCUGUAAUUCUGACUUUUCUCUCAUAAUUUUAUAACUUCAUUCUCAAAUAUAUUAGUUUGUUUUUCUUUUAAUGGCGUCCCAGCAAAAAUGUCCGUUGACCAUUUUGUUUUGAAAUUCUCCACCGGAAGUGAGAUUAGAUUCUAGCAGUUUUCACGUUGGUGCGGUAAAGUUAAGUGCGGUAAGCCAUCAAACAAGUUAGGCGGGGGAAGAAAAAAUACGUCCGACAAGUUUAGCGCAUCCUCUGUUCCACACUAGAAUCGUUUUUGGUCAGACUCUCCUGGGGCAGGGACGCUUAAAAAAGAAAGAAGAGAAACAUGGCUGCUUUCUCAGCCUGGUUUUGGAACGAGAGGUUUUGGCUCCCACACAAUGUAACCUGGGCGGAUCUGGCAGACCCAGCUCCCGGGGUGGAGUAUCCCAAAGCUGGACAUUUGUUGACUGCCUUACCGUUAGCUUUGGGGAUUUUCGCAGUUAGGAUACUCUUCGAAAGAUCACAUGUGUCAAAGUCAAGGCCCGGGGGCCGGAUCCGGCCCUCCAGAUUUAUUGCCAGCGCCUGUGCUCGGCGUCUCCACAUCCAGCCAGGGGUUGGAAGAAGAGCUCAGCCCAACGCAGUGCUGGAGAAAGUGUUUAUAUCAAUCACAAAGAACCCAGAGCCUCGGCAUCUGAAAGGCUUAUCCAAGCAGCUGGACUGGGAGGUGCGAAAGGUCCAGCGCUGGUUCAGGCACCGCAGGAACCAAGAUAAACCCAGCACACAUACAAAGUUCUGCGAGAGCAUGUGGAGAUUUACAUUCUAUUUGGGUAUAUUAACCUAUGGGGUGCAGUUUUUGUGGCAGACCCCUUGGAUGCGGGAUACACGGCAUUGUUGGUACGGUUACCCCUAUCAGGUGAUGACUCGGGGUCUUUAUCACUACUACGUGACAGAGCUGGCUUUCUAUUGGUCCCUCAUGUUCUCUCAGUUCAGGGACAUAAAAAGGAAGGACUUCCUCAUAAUGUUCAUCCAUCACCUGGCAACAAUUGGCCUCAUCAGCUUCUCUUACGCCAACAACAUGGCGCGAGUCGGAAGCCUUGUGCUUUGUGUCCACGAUGCCUCUGAUUUCCUGCUAGAGGCAGCAAAGCUAGCAAACUACGCCAAGUCCCAGCGCUUGUGCGACUUCCUCUUCAUUUUGUUUGGUGUGGUCUUCUUUAUCACACGACUCGUCAUUUAUCCAUUUUGGGUCCUAAACUCUACUAUGUUUGAGAGCUGGACGAUAGUCGGGCCAUUCCCAUCAUGGUGGGUCUUCAACAUCUUACUGCUGGUGCUCCAAGUGCUGCACAUCUAUUGGUCAUACCUCAUAGCUCGCAUUGCUAUCAAAGCCAUGCUGAGAGGGAAGGUUGGCAAUGAUGUUCGCAGUGAUAUAGAGAGCAGCUCAGAAGAUGAAAGCAUCACAUCCACAGACGGCUCCAAGUCGACCCAUCUCUCCUCAAAGGGGGAAAACGGCACUAACGGCCAUUGUGCUGCUGUUAAAGCGCGGCGGCAGAACCACAACAGCUGGUGAUGCAGAGCGAACUCCAGAACCCGCCUGCAGCCCGUCCCGCCUCAUCAUCUCCGAAAGAGUCGUCCCUCUGGAAAGGAAACGCCCGCUCCCAUAACCCCGCACAACACUGACACAAAGUGCGCACAUGUUUCUGAACUGAUGACGGGCGCACAAAGACACUUUUAGCAGUGGAGAGCCGUGCAAUCACACGGAACUUCCUGUAAAGACAUGGAAAUCAACUGAAGCAUGUGAUUUUUGACCUAUUUGGAAAUGUUUGUUCUGUGUUGCUUUCAGUCGCAGAUGUUGGGCAGUUUCAAUGUUCUCUUCCAGUUUUAGUGGUCAGAUGAACUUGAUUAUUUUUGGCUCAAAUGGGUUAUUGAUUCAUAAUGGAUUCCACAGCAGGUGGUAAACAAAAGUAAUGAGUAAAUAGUUUCAUUGUAGCUUUGGUUUAUCAGCUUUAAAAGAACACCUGCUCUGUGACAGUAAAACUGGUGGGCCAUCUUUUUUUUUUUUUUGCUCCAGUUCAUUGUGGAUCGCCUUUUUAAUACAUUGUAGGUCUUUUUUUUUAAGGGUGUUUUACUGUUUUUCUGAGACCAAAAUUUGUAAGAAAUGUCACCUGAAGCUAUCCAGGUUUGAGGACCACUGUUUACUGUGUUCUCACUUGAGUGCCUUGUACAAAUGUAUUUUAAAAUAAAUUGUUUUUAAAAACAGGA